Notolabrus celidotus (New Zealand spotty) is the source of this 2381-nucleotide messenger RNA. It is a transcript of the gene tbx6, whose product is annotated as T-box transcription factor 6. Gene Ontology annotation, biological process: heart looping; positive regulation of DNA-templated transcription; vasculogenesis. Gene Ontology annotation, molecular function: RNA polymerase II cis-regulatory region sequence-specific DNA binding; DNA-binding transcription factor activity, RNA polymerase II-specific. Gene Ontology annotation, cellular component: nucleus. The record is from RefSeq and is a predicted model, not a curated record. The coding region runs from base 34 to 2124 and encodes 696 amino acids. The transcript is spliced from 7 exons. Lineage: Eukaryota; Metazoa; Chordata; Actinopteri; Labriformes; Labridae.
CAGGCCACUAAUGCCCCAAAAGAAGAGGUGAAGAUGGAGCUGGAGAAUGCGUCUCUAUGGAAACAGUUCAGCUCAGUCGGCACGGAGAUGAUAAUCACAAAAAAGGGCCGACGGAUGUUCCCUGGUUUGAGGUUAAAACUCUCAGGCCUGAACCCGUCUCUACGAUACAUCCUCCUCCUGGACAUCAUCCCUGCAGACAACUCCCGCUAUCGUUUCCAAGGAGGCGGCUGGCAGGCUGUGGGCGGGGCAGAGGCGAGGCUACCAGACCGGGUUUUCAUCCACCCGGACUCCCCUGCAUCAGGUGCUCACUGGCAGGGCCGCACAAUCUCCUUUCACUAUGCCAAGCUAACCAACAACACACUGGACACACAGGGACAUAUUAUCCUACACUCUCUGCAUCGCUACCAGCCCAGAAUUCAUGUCAUUGAAGCUAGAGAUGUGCUGAGGUGGGGUGGAGGGCAACACUCCUUCAUUUUCCCUGAGACCCAGUUUAUCACAGUCACAGCCUACCAGAAUAAUAAGAUCACCGAGCUGAAAAUCAACUCUAACCCAUUUGCUAAAGGCUUUCGAGAUGAAGGCAUGAACAGCAAAAAACAAAGAGAUGCAAGACAGAAGCGCAAAAUAUCAGACGUGUCAGAAACCUUGGAUAUCGUGAACUGUGAUCCAUGCAACUCCACUGAGCUUCUGCCACAGGCCAUAACUGCCACAACCGCCUCCUCUGGCGCAGACCUGCAGGCUCUGGCUCUGGCCUCUCUGCCCCACCUACCUGAUUCUUCCUGUGGGUUCAGAUCAGAGGCCACAUAUCAGGAGGACCUAGUCCCUCAGCAGUCACUAGACCUCGGGCAGGCGUUCAUGGCAUCCCAGAUGACAGAUAUCGGUCUCUCCAUGGCUAACGGGAUACAGGACGCAGCAGGAAAUGAGAUAGCAAAUAGGAUGAUUGAAAGAUCAGACACUUUGGGUGAACCGGCAUAUACCUCUACUUUCCCAGCAGCUGAAGAUAACUCCACAUCUUUUGCCUCUACUCCUCUUCCCCCGCCAUCCUCCUCCUUCUCCUCCCUCCCAGUGUCUGACUCUUCAAACACAUCAGAUCCUCAUCCACCCAUUCCUCUGAUUGAUUAUCCCUCCAUGCUUUCCUCCUCUUCCUCCCCCAUUCUCUCCUCCUCCUCUUCCACCACUACUCCAUUAAUGCAGCAGACCUCUUUCACCUUCCCCACACCACCUCCAUCUAAUUCGUCCUCUCCACAGCCACUCCUGUCCUCCUCCUCUCCUGCCAACACCUAUCACACCAUCCCAGAGACAAUCAGCCCACACACACCAACAGACAUCACUUUUUCUGCCCCGUCAGGACUGCAAGAGCAGAUACCAAGUCAUCCAAAUAAUUCACCCAGUGAUCAAAGCUCAGCAGCAUUCAUCUAUCCAAGUAUCCUCCCUGCAAAUCCUGAAACUGCUCCACUUACUGCUCCGCCUCUCUCAAACCAAAACCACACAUAUCCUCCCACUCUGCCAUGCUCCUUUCCCUCUCAUGGCGCCCCCACAUCUUUCGCCCUGCCCUCUGUCCCUCCACACAUGCAGAAUCUUUCAUUUCAAAAUGUAACCCCCGGCUCUGCUCACCCUGCCCUGCACCUCCCAAACCAAGCUCCCUCCCUUGCUCCCACAUACCCUCCCACCUCUUUCACUCACCCAACAUCCUCCCUUCCUCACCCAUCAUUCCAACCCUCCUCCUGCUUUGCUGUUCCUUCUUCUUUCCAACAGUCUGCAGCCUCUGCUCCCUCAGGCCAUCCUCAAAACUAUCACAAUCCUCCUCCUUGCUCCUCCACUAGCUCAUAUCCUCCUCUUGAAAUAGGUGCCAUCCCUCAAUUUAAUCCUGCCCCCUACCGCCCUGAUAUGGUACUGCACCACCCGUCCCUUCUCCCUCAGCUGGAUCCAUCACAUCAUUCCAGCCUUCCCCCCUCCAACCCUCCCCAAGCCCUUUACUCUGCCUUUCCAUCAUACCCUCUUCGACUUUGUCAGGACCCUCACUCAUCCCUCUCCAUUCCAUUUAGGCAUCUGUACAGACAACACCAGCAUGGCCACACCCAUCCCCAGGGGGCAUACCUGGACAUGAGCACAAGACCUGUCUUCUAAAAUGAAUGAGGACUUUAAUGAGGAAAAAAUGUUUUAGUUUAAUAGCGCUUUUAGGAUUUUUUCAUUACUGAUGUGUAGCAUUAGUUCCAGUAGCCAAGUGUACUGCCAAUGUGUGUGUUUGUGUGUGCAUGUCUUUCCAACAAUUCAGCUGACUGGCUGACGUGAAUAACAAUCUGUUAAUAGCUGUGGAGUUUUUUUUUCAGAUGUCCAUUCCAGUGUAAAAACAAAAAAUAAACCAAAAUCAUGUUCUCUUGUCA